This is a messenger RNA of Pteropus alecto (black flying fox), 3741 nucleotides long. RefSeq names its product Fas activated serine/threonine kinase (gene FASTK). The transcript has 12 exons. The coding region runs from base 241 to 1794 and encodes 517 amino acids. Gene Ontology annotation, molecular function: RNA binding. Gene Ontology annotation, biological process: regulation of mitochondrial mRNA stability; mitochondrial RNA processing. NCBI's taxonomy places the organism in Eukaryota, Metazoa, Chordata, Mammalia, Chiroptera, Pteropodidae. The record is from RefSeq and is a predicted model, not a curated record. Gene Ontology annotation, cellular component: ribonucleoprotein granule; mitochondrial matrix.
GAGGGCGGUGGGAAGCUGGUGUCGGCGACCGUGAUCACGGUCUCUUGGCGUCCUCGGGCUGGGUGGGUGUGGGGCCCCUGACACCGCCGACUCCGCGCCAUUGCAAACCUGCGCACUCGGGCUCCACGGGCGCCCCCCGAGGUGGGCGCUGUGUUCUCGUUUCACAGGCGAGGAGGCUUAGGCAGAGAGACGAAGCCACUUGUCCAAGGUCACCCAGCUGGGUCUCCAUCACCCAGCUCCAUGCUUCGAGUCCUGCUCUCUGCCCAGGCCUCUGCUGCUCGGCUGUCUGGCCUGCUGCUGCUCCCGCCAAUACAGACCUGUUGUCUGGGGCCCAGCAAGUGGGGGGACGGGCCUUCUAGAGGAGGCCCCCAUGCAGGCCCUGUGCAGGGGCUGCAGCGGCUUCUGGAGCAGGCGAAGAGCCCUGGGGAGCUGCUGCGCUGGCUGGGCCAGAACCCUACCAAGGUGCGCACUCACCACUACCCUGUGGCGCUUCGUCGUCUGGGCCAGCUCUUGGGGUCUCGCCCACAACCCCCUCCUGUGGAGCAGGCCACACUGCAGGACUUGAGUCAGCUCAUCAUCCGAAACUGCCCCUCCUUUGACAUUCACACCAUCCACGUGUGUCUGCACCUUGCAGCCUUACUUGGAUUCCCAUCAGAUGGGCCCCUCGUGUGUGCCCUGGAGCGGGAGCGAAGGUUCCGCCUCCCUCCGAAGCCACCUCCCCCUCUGCAACCUGUCCUUCGAGGUGGGCAAAGGUUGGAAGCUGCUCUGAGCUGCCCCCGCUUCCUGCGGCACCCACAGCAGCACCUCAUCCGAAGCCUGGCAGAGGCCAGGCCAGAGGAACUGACCCCCCACGUGAUGGUGCUCCUGGCCCAGCACCUAGCAAGGCAUCGGUUGCGGGAGCCCCAGCUUCUGGAAGCCAUUGCUCACUUCCUGGUGGUCCAGGAAGCCCAGCUCAGCAGCAAGGUGGUACAGAAGUUGGUCCUGCCCUUUGGGCGGCUGAACUACUUGCCCCUGGAACAACAGUUUAUGCCCUGCCUUGAGAGGAUCCUGGCUCGGGAAGCAGGGGUGGCCCCGCUGGCCACCGUCAACAUCUUGAUGUCACUGUGCCAGCUGCGGUGUCUGCCCUUCCGAGCUCUGCACUUUGUCUUUUCUCCAGGUUUCAUCAGCCACAUCAGUGGCACCCCUCACGCCCUGAUUGUACGGCGCUACCUCUCACUGCUGGACACGGCUGUGGAGCUGGAGCUCCCAGGAUACCGGGGUCCCCGCCUCCCCCGAAGGCAGCAAGUGCCCAUCUUCCCCCAGCCACUCAUAACCGACCGUGCCCGCUGCAAGUACAGCCACAAGGAUAUAGUAGCAGAGGGGCUGCGCCAGUUGCUGGGGGAAGAGAAGUACCGCCAGGACCUGACGGUGCCUCCAGGCUACUGCACAGACUUCCUGCUGUGUGUCAGCAGUUCUGGUGCUGUGCUUCCCGUGAGGACCCAGGACCCCUUCCUACCAUACCCCCCCAGGUCCCGUCCCCAGGGCCAGGCCGCAUCUCAGCCCACUACCCAAGACCCCGCCCAAAGGGUGGUGCUGGUGCUGCGGGAACGCUGGCACUUCUGCCGCGAUGGCAGGGUGCUGCUGGGCUCGCGCGCACUGCGGGAGCGGCACCUGGGCCUCAUGGGCUACCAGCUCCUGCCGCUACCCUUCGAGGAACUGGAGUCACAAAGAGGCCUGCCCCAGCUCAAGAGCUACCUGAGGCAGAAGCUACAAGCCUUGGGUCUCCGCUGGGGGCCUGAAGGGGGAUGCGGGUGAGCACCACCAUGCGGAGCGGCACUGUGAGGAUGAGGAUGAAGGGGAAGGCCAGGGAGGCAGCUGUGGACAUGACCGCCCAGAGCAGGGCCAGGCAGAGCAGCUGCAGGGCUGUGAACAGGCGCCACAGCCUUGCUCAUGACAGUGAGCGCGUUGGCGUGAGUGACGGAGCGGACGGUGGCGGCAGCCAACCAGGGCAGGCCAAAGAGGGCACAGAUGCCGCCCAUGGCCACGAUGAGCAGCAGGUCCAGGUGGAAGCCGGAGCCCUUCUGCAGCAUGCGCUCCUUCUUGGAGAUGAUGAGCCUGAGCGGGACAGGCGGACAGCCGCGUCUUUCCAGAGCGCCCAGCCAGUUGCCGCUGUUUUUGGAACCUGGCGGUCCCCGACCAAUCCGUCCAGAGGAAAGUUCCACCACGGAGCUGAGCCCUCUCUGUGCCGCCCUCCCGCCCCCGGGACAGCUCCCAGCCUGAACUGGGCCCAUCCCAGCAAAUGCCAGUGGGGCUGUCUGCCGUCUACAAAACAAUAGCGGCCAGCCUGGCAUCCUGGGCUCCCGUCACCCCAUUAAUGCAGCUGUGUCCCCAGGCUGGCAGGAGUCCUGGCCCCUCCAUCCACCAGGUGGUUCCUGACUGCACAGCACGCCCCCUCGGCUAGGACCACUCACGUGGUGAUUUGCGUCUCCAUGAAGAUGAGGAUGAAGACCAGGAUGGCAGGGAGCAAGCUUGCCACCAUCAUCCACACGGGAAAGGAGCUGUUCUCCCCCAGGGGGUUAAUGACCCAGCCCCGCUUUUCGGGGGCUGUCACCGAGAAUCCACUGGGCACGCUCAGCUUCUGCAGGGCAGAGGGCGGGGCCAGGGAUGGGUGAGGCUUGGCGGGAGAGCCCCAAGCUAUGCUGGGCAGGGUGAGCACUGACGGGGUGCUGUGGAAAAGGCCAGGGUCUGCCCAGUUAAGAGGCGGCUUUGGGUCGGGGGCCAGAGAGGAGCAUCCAGAGCCCAGUGCCAGGUGGCACCUCACUGCUGCAUGUGCUGCACCUUACCUGGGUGUAGGUAUCCUCAAUACUGUAAUCCACAAGCACCAUGAUGAGGAUCGCAAUGGGCACCCCAAAGUCCCCAAUCACCCGCCGUACCUGUGGGCAAGUACCAUGCUCAGAGGCCCCCUGCCCCGCUCCAGCCUUGACCGUGCGUCACCCCCUGCUGCCCCCAGCUCCCGUUUCCCUCCGGCCUCUAGCCCACACACCCGGCCAGGGAAGAACCGGCUGUUCUUGAAUUUGCGCAGGAAGAAGGCGAUGAAGAAAGUGCCCGCCAUGAGCACCAGAGACAGGAGGGCCGUGUUGGGCUGGCCCCGGGGCCUCCCCUGCCCAGACGGCCCUGCUGAGCUCCCAUUCCCCGGCCCCAGCGUGGCUCCUGCCCCAGCCCACGUGGUAUUAUCGCCGCCGUCUGCUUCACCGCCACUGUCUGCCUCGGAGCUGUUGGAGACCGAACAGCCGUGGAGGGGGUGUUCCUGGAAGAUCUGGAAAGAGCACAAAGGACUCCGUCGGCUACACUGGCAAGGUUUCUGGCCUUAGCUGCAUGCUGAGUGGAACAGGCGGGGUGGGGACGGCCAGCCUGCCCUCAAGGUACUUGUCUUGUCGAUUGAGAAAAUUACCCAGAAAACCAGACGUGAGUCCAGGACAACUAGGGAUUAAGAGAGAGGCUGGUCUGCUUUAGGAAGGCAGCUGGGGAAUGUGGUUCCAGCCAGGACUGGAGGAGCAGGAUGUGGCAUGUGGGGAGCAGGAUGUGGAGUGCGGAGGACCCUGGGGGCACGUCUGCUCCUGGGCCUGUCACAGACGUGAGCCUGAUGUGCUGGGACCGUGUUUGUCCACUCAGGGGCCUUUUUAUUACCGCGUUUCUGGAUUGUUUGCUGUUUUAACAAAAGUGUAUUAUCUUUGUGAUUAAAAAUAUUUUUUUAAGAUUGAA